Suillus fuscotomentosus is the source of this 2254-nucleotide messenger RNA. Its product is annotated as UTP-glucose-1-phosphate uridylyltransferase. The record is from RefSeq and is a predicted model, not a curated record. Gene Ontology annotation, molecular function: UTP:glucose-1-phosphate uridylyltransferase activity. NCBI's taxonomy places the organism in Eukaryota, Fungi, Basidiomycota, Agaricomycetes, Boletales, Suillaceae. Gene Ontology annotation, biological process: UDP-alpha-D-glucose metabolic process; glycogen metabolic process. Gene Ontology annotation, cellular component: cytoplasm. The transcript is spliced from 12 exons. Bases 140 to 2020 code for a protein of 626 amino acids.
CUUAGCCCCCCCCCCCCGAUAUGUAAAAGUUAUCUGAAAAGUUAGUUGUGUUCGUUAUAAAAGCCAGGUUCGGGAGGUUGUCCCAGCAACUUGGGAGUAUCCAUUUUGCGGCGAGACGCGGGGUCCCUUUAUCGAUUUUAUGCAAGCACGUUCGUCCCCAACUUCAUAUAACGACCUCUACCGUCCUCUGAAAUUGCUUGGUCUACAGCCAAUCCAUCAUUCAACUUCCCCUCCAACGCCUUCCUCACCCUUAGCAAAAUUUUCUAUUACUAGUAGAGAGUUCAACGAACGACGACCUAGUCACAGAAAAUCGCUGUGUGAGCUCAUACCAGAAGAGCAGAACGUUCUCGGUUCGGACUUGUCCGCGCCCCGUCUCCACAACAAUCUUGACCUCAGUUCAGAACUUUAUAAACGGCACCACAAACCAAGGAGUCUCCUCAUACGAGCUCAAACAGAACCCUACUUGUCCACAACAAUCACAAGGCCGAUACACAUCAUCCCAAGUUCAAAAACGAUGGCGACUUUAUCUCCCCGUGACAAUCUCAACGCUCGCGUCAAAGGCAGCAGUCAUAUCGACUUCAAAACAGCCACGACCGGUGUUGCAGCAAAGUCAAUGCGGAAUGAAAUCAGCCAUUUGGUGAGCACUUGCGAUGAACAUGCCAAGAAGGCAUUUGACACCGAAAUGCAAUCAUUCUUCUAUCUUUUUACUCGCUAUCUUUCAGAACGCGCAAAAAGCGUGGAUUUAGACUGGGAUCGCAUCAAGUCCCCCGCCGAUGACCAGAUUGUGGCCUAUGACAGUUUAUCUCAGCCCCAUAACCACAACAACCUUAAUAAACUUGCUGUGCUCAAAGUAAACGGUGGUCUUGGCACUUCCAUGGGCAUGACUGGUGCGAAGAGCGCGCUGGAAGUCAAGGAUGACAUGACUUUCCUCGACCUCACCGUGCGCCAGAUCGAGCACCUCAAUACGAGCAACCGCGUCGAUGUUCCACUUAUUCUCAUGACGUCUUUCAACACCCACGAGGACACCUUGCGUAUCAUUAAGAAGUACGCAAAUCAACAACUCCGCAUCACGACAUUCAAUCAGUCCCGUUACCCCCGGAUCUUUAAGGAAAGCUUGCUUCCCUGCCCAAAGCGUGCCGACGAUGACAAGAAGCACUGGUAUCCUCCCGGCCAUGGUGACUUGUAUAAUGCGUUGCUGUACUCUGGUGUAUUGGAUCAAUUGCUUGCUGAGGGCAAGGAAUACCUUUUCGUCUCCAACUCAGACAACUUGGGCGCAGUUGUCGAUGAAAAGAUUCUUCAGCACAUGAUCGACUCCCAAGCAGAAUUCUUGAUGGAAGUCACUGACAAGACAAAGGCCGACAUCAAGGGUGGUACUCUCAUUGACUACGAGGGAUCAAUUCGCCUUCUUGAGAUCGCGCAAGUUCCAUCAGAACAUGUCGAGGACUUCAAGUCUGUGCGCAAAUUCAAGAUCUUCAACACCAACAACUUGUGGAUCAACCUCAAAGCGCUCAAGCGCAUCAUGGAGACUGAGGGCAUGGAGCUCGAGAUCAUCAUUAAUCCGAAGAUGAACGAAGAUGGUCAACCAGUCGUCCAGCUCGAGACUGCCGCCGGUGCCGCUAUUAAGCACUUCAAGAACGGCCACGGCAUCAACGUCCCACGAUCGCGCUUCUUGCCGGUUAAAUCAUGUUCCGAUUUGCUUCUCAUCAAGAGCGACAUUUAUUCGCUGCAACACGGACAGCUCGUUCUCAAUGAGAGCCGAAUGUUCGAGACCACACCUGUGAUCAAGCUCGGUGACCACUUCAAGAAGAUCCAGCAGUUCCAAAAACGCUUUAAGAAGAUCCCCAAGAUUAUCGAGCUCGAUCACUUGACUGUCACGGGUGAUGUGAAUUUCGGUCGAAAUGUGACACUUCGCGGUACUGUAAUUAUCGUUGCCAAUGAGGGACAGCGCAUCGAUAUCCCUGAUGGCUGUAUUCUCGAGAACAGGUUACUGUCUGGAAACUUGAACAUGAUCGAGUUGUAAUUCGAAACUUCACAACAACGCACGGACCAAUACAUAGAUAGCAUAUUCUUGUUUAUCUUACUGUUUUUUCUGUUUGUUCUUUUCUCGCUCUCGCAUGAUUUUGUUGUUCAACAUGUCUUUGUACUGUCUCUCUAUCGUGGACAACGAGCUCGCGAUGGCUUUUGGCUCCAUGAUAGUGUAGUGUUUACCCAACUACUUUUACUUUUGCAGCAAUCUGACUAGUGUUUUCCUUGA